Messenger RNA from Neoarthrinium moseri, 1380 nucleotides. RefSeq lists its product as uncharacterized. Lineage: Eukaryota; Fungi; Ascomycota; Sordariomycetes; Amphisphaeriales; Apiosporaceae. Gene Ontology annotation, molecular function: serine-type endopeptidase activity. Gene Ontology annotation, biological process: proteolysis. Bases 1 to 1380 code for a protein of 459 amino acids. The transcript has 2 exons. The record is from RefSeq and is a predicted model, not a curated record.
AUGAAGGGCUUCAUUGCUCUCUCAUUGGCGUGCGCUGCCGCUGCAGCCCCGUCCUUCAGCCUUGAGACCAUCCACGAUGGCGCUGCACCCAUCAUUUCCUCCUCGGAUGCCGAGCAUGUCCCCAACUCGUACAUCAUCAAGUUCAAGAAGCACGUCACCUCGUCCGGCGCCUCGGACCACCACUCCUGGAUCCAGCAGAUCCAUGGCUCCAGUCAGAAGCAGCGCCUCGAGCUUCGCAAGCGCGGCCAGUUCCCCCUGGUCAACGACGUGUUUGACGGCAUGAAGCACGCCUUUAACAUCGGCUCCGAUUUCCUGGGCUACUCUGGCCACUUUGACGACUCGGUCAUCGAGGAGAUCCGGAGGCAUCCCGACGUCGAGUACGUCGAGCGAGACCAGAUCGUCUCCACUCUGAAGGAAGAGGACCCCGUCACAGAGAAGAACGCUCCUUGGGGCCUUGCCCGUAUCUCCCACCGUGACUCUCUGUCUUUCGGCACGUUCAAUAAGUACAUCUACGCCGCAGAGGGUGGCGAGGGUGUCGACGCCUACGUGAUUGACACCGGUACCAACAUUGAGCACGUUGACUUUGAGGGUCGUGCCCACUGGGGCAAGACCAUCCCCACUGGCGAUGACGAUAUUGAUGGUAACGGACACGGCACUCACUGCUCUGGUACCGUCGCCGGUGCCAAGUAUGGUGUUGCCAAGAAGGCGAAUGUGUACGCCGUCAAGGUCCUCCGCAGUAACGGCAGCGGAUCCAUGAGCGACGUCCUGAAGGGUGUCGAGUGGGCCGCUUCGGCUCACCUGGACCAGGUCAAGGCUGCCAAGGACGGCAAGCGCAAGGGCUUCAAGGGCUCUGUCGCCAACAUGUCUCUCGGUGGUGGCAAGUCGCCCUCGCUCGACCAGGCCGUCAACGCUGCCGUCGAUGCUGGUAUCCACUUCGCUGUCGCUGCCGGCAACGACAACGCCGACGCCUGCAACUACUCUCCUGCUUCUGCCACCAAGGCCGUCACUGUUGGCGCCUCUGCUCUGGAUGACAGCCGUGCCUACUUCUCCAACUGGGGCAAGUGCGUCGACAUCUUCGGCCCUGGCCUGAGCAUCCAGUCCACCUGGAUUGGCAGCAAGACCGCCAUCAACACCAUCAGCGGCACCUCGAUGGCCUCCCCCCAUCUUGCCGGUCUCCUUGCCUACUACGUCUCGCUCCAGCCCAGCAAGGAGUCCGAGUACGGCAUGGCGGCAAUCACCCCCGAGAAGCUCAAGGCCAACCUCAUCAAGGUUGCCACCAAGGGCAAGCUGUCCGACAUCCCCAAGGACACCCCCAACUUGCUCGCCUGGAACGGCGGCGGUUCUUCCAACUACUCCGACAUCUUGGCCGCGUCUAUCUAG